AUUCUGUAUAAGAUUUACUUAUCUGAUGUGUAGAUAACGUAUGUUGUGUAUAAAGGCUGAAUCAUUUUGCAGGCCUUUGGUUCUUCAAAUUAACCUGCAAGCAAUCAAUCUCUAAAACCUUAUGUGAUGUUGGUGACACCUUGCUGAAAAGGCAAGGAGCCAAGCACAACAAUCGUCUCAAAAACCGUGGAGACCUUUUGGAUUUUUAUAAGAUCCAUACAUCAAUUCAGUUGCAGACUUGUAAUUAUAAUAGAUUUUGAAUUCAAACUUGGAAGAAUCUGCAACUAAAGGGGAUACAGACCAUGAAGAUAGAAAUGGAAAACAUGCCAGUGUAAUUAGCUUUUGAAUUUUUUGUUCAUUUAAAGCCUUAGUUUUUCUUUAAUUUUUUAGACUGAUGUCUGUGGUUAUGAUCUAGCUUGUUGGUUGUUUUCAUUUGUCCACAGGAAUCCAAAACAUGGAUUGGAGUUCUAUUAGGUGUUAUGGUUUCGAUAGGGUUUAAUUGCUGUAUUUGUAGGCCGUCCAUUGGCCUUGAAACACCUAACAAAUGCUAAUUGAACGAGCAAAAAGCAAUUGGAAAGGCACUGUCAUCAAGAGAAACUAAGAAUGAUUAUGAUUCUUCCUUUAAAUAUUAUUGGACCAUAAGGUUUUAAUCUCUUGGAGGUGCUCAAUUUCAGUCAGCUGGGAGAAUGAGAGGAUGUUGAUCAGUCUAUUAUACCUUGAGUAGGUAAAUUGCUUCUAAGUUCAAUUUGUUUCAAAGAAUGGCAGCUGAUGCAAAGUUGCUCAUGGACUUCCAAUUUGUAGGUCACUUUCUGUUGAGUUGUCAUCGACUAAGCUGUACCACAGACUCCAGGGACAUCUCAACCCAUAGUGACUCUAACUCCUUGAAGGGAAUUCAAGAUGAAAACAGAGAGAGUCAACCAUGACAACCAGUAGCUAACCAUGGAGAUCAAUGGUAUAGUAUUGGAGACCCAGUGGCGGCAAACGUGGUUUGCUUAAUAUGUUUUUUGUCUUGAAAUGGUGAUGAAGAGAUUUGAACCCACUUUCCAACAUAGGUCGCAUCUCUCCUGAUAAUUCAGCCAACACCAGCAGUGUCAUUUUUGCUAGCGGCCCAGCGAUGACAUGGCAAGUGUCCGAAGUGAAGAAAUUUCAUCCAAGAUCAAUCAAUGCAAAGUGGAAGAUGCAUAAAUAUUUAAGGCGAUCAAGUGCCAUAUUCUGUCAAAUUAGUUGCUAACCAACAGACAUGAAAUGUGGAAGGCCAAGUUAAACUUGCUAAUGCUGUCUUGAAUUUUGAUUGCAAUAAUGGAUGCAAUUUGCUAUUGAGUACAAAAGAGCGUUGUGAGAUAGGGUGUAUUGGGAAGCUUCUAUCGAAGCUGGGGACGAGAUUUUAGCAUUGUAUCCAUUUCUUUAAGUAGUAGAAUUUCUACUUGGCUCUUCCAGCAAAAUUUGUCUUUAUCGUUCUUUCAUCAUCUCUUAUUGUAUAAAAAUAGUUAGAGAAC
This is a messenger RNA of Rubroshorea leprosula, 1496 nucleotides long. NCBI's taxonomy places the organism in Eukaryota, Viridiplantae, Streptophyta, Magnoliopsida, Malvales, Dipterocarpaceae. The record is from the annotation of a GenBank genome assembly.